GAUCGAUGACAAGUGUGCGUUCGCCAUUUUAAUGUCACUGUCACAGUAGAAAGGACUCUUAUUCACAAAGUUUCCUGUAGGUGUGAACAGCUUUUUCGACGGACGAGGAGCAGGUGACUGUCACAAAGUUCUUAUUCCAAAUAGUUGUACCAAGUGAACAAAGUGGAUUUAUUGGGAGGCUUAAAGAAAUAGACCACUGAACGGACACACUUCCUGCACUGAAACACCUAGCGGAAUGGGAAAUGUGGUUGGGAUUGUCGCAGGCUUGUUUGCUACUGCUGUUGUCAUAGUGUUCGUGGUCAUCAUUGUCAGAUCCGUGGUGAGGUGUAUGAAAUCUGGACCCGAACGUGGAGGAACAACUGUUCAUGUUAUCCGGCCUGCUACUCCCGCGCCUGUACCAGUAGCUACAAUUAUAACACAGACCAGCACGACCACCAGCACUGCGUGUAUUCAACCUCCAAUGCAUGCCGCACCAGGGGGGUACGUAGGACCGGGGAUUGCACCCCCUGGAAUGAUACAGAGACCCCCACCGGGGCAUCCACCAUCGGCGUGGUCCUCAGGACCGGGCUUCCGAGGACCUCAGCCGGGGUCGUUUUAUGGCGGACCGCCACAUCACCAGCCUCCUCCUCCUCCUCCUCCUCCGUAUACCGCAGGACACCAGAGACACCCGUAUUCGCCCCCCACAGUGCCCCCCUUUCAAAGCGGCGCCUUUUCAGGUUACCCUCCUCCGUGCUCGCAGAUGUACUAGGCGCCAGGACAACCUGAUGCAAUCACCGCUGGUGCAAUCUUCCCAAGAACAAUAUAAUUUAACAUUCAUCAGUUUUUUUUUUUAUCAAAACGAAAAAAAUUAUAUAAAAUAACUCAUCUCAUCUCAUACAGCCUUCUCUAAGGCCCUUUCACAUCGAGUGGUUUACUUUACCCCUACGUUCUGCAGUCUAGGUCAGUGGCCAGAUUUGAAAAAUUUGCAUUUAAACUGUUUACGACUGAAUAUUGAAUUUUCGAAAGCUGUCGGAAGUGGACCAACUAAGAAACUAUUACAAUUGUUCGUA
This is a messenger RNA of Lingula anatina, 1049 nucleotides long. RefSeq lists its product as uncharacterized. The record is from RefSeq and is a predicted model, not a curated record. Lineage: Eukaryota; Metazoa; Brachiopoda; Lingulata; Lingulida; Lingulidae.